This is a messenger RNA of Lodderomyces pseudojiufengensis, 942 nucleotides long. RefSeq lists its product as uncharacterized. Gene Ontology annotation, cellular component: EMC complex. NCBI's taxonomy places the organism in Eukaryota, Fungi, Ascomycota, Pichiomycetes, Serinales, Debaryomycetaceae. The coding region runs from base 1 to 942 and encodes 313 amino acids. Gene Ontology annotation, molecular function: protein binding. The transcript has a single exon. The record is from RefSeq and is a predicted model, not a curated record. Gene Ontology annotation, biological process: protein folding in endoplasmic reticulum.
AUGUCUGAACUAAUAAUAGAUCCAUCAUUAAUUAAAAGAAAACUUCUACAUAUAUCACAGACAAAUAAAUUUACUGAAUUUUCACCACAACAAUUAUACAAUCAUCAAAAAGAAGUUACAAAUUAUUUACAACAACAUGAAAGCUCAUUAAAUUUAAUUGAAUUAUAUAAUUUAUUAGAACUUCAAUUUUAUUUAAACAUAUUAACAAAUAAUGAUGAAGAAGCAAAAAUAGUAUUAAACAAAAUUAUAUCAUAUUUUAAUGAAGGUAAUGAAACCAAAAUAGUUAGAUCUCAAAGAUUAAAAUUUUUAAAAUCAAUAUGGUAUGAAAGUCAAAAUGAUUUAAAAAAAUCAAUGGAAAUGCUUAAUGAUGAACCAGAUGAAUUAAAAUUAAGUAGAAGAUUAACAACAUUUGCAAGAAAUCAUAAAGGAAAUAAUGAUACCUCCAAAAAUUCAAAUAAAUAUAUUGAUAAUUUAAUUUAUUAUUUAAAUUUACAACCAAAUGAUAUAUUAACAUGGAAAGAAUUAAGUGAAGAAUAUCUUAUAAGUGGUAAUUAUGAUAAAUCAAUAUAUUGUUUAAAACAAGUAUUAUUAAUUCAACCAAAAGCAUAUCCAAUUUUUUAUAAAAUUGGUUUAAUAUAUUAUUAUAAAUUUUUAAAUCAUUUUUCAAAAUUAAAUAACUUAAAUAAUGAUAAAAAAGAUAAAUUGAUUGAAUUAUUAAAAAUUUUCAAAUUAAGUAGAGAUAAUUAUUUAAUAAGUUUAGAAAUUAAUCAAAAAUUUGAUAAAUCUUGGGUUGGUUUAAAAACUUUAAUUAAUUUAAAUUUUGAUUCAAAAUUAAUUAAAGUUAGUGAAAAUAAUAAAGAAAUAAAAGAAUUUAUAAAAGAUAAUGAAAAGAUAAAGGUGAUUGUUGAUAAACAAAUUAAAGAGUUGAAUAUAGAGAUAUAG